UUUCCAGGUUCAUGUUUCUUAUACAGAUAGUUAAUAUCAUAUUUUGUAUUACAUGUGGCUACUCUGAAAAUCACCACCACUGCGUACAAACAAAAUCUACUGAUGAAAGUUGUGAUGCUUUAAAAACCACGGAACCAUCGAUGGCGUUAGUUCCAUAUAAUCCCAACAAUGAUGUUCUGGCCGUUUUUAACAAGCCAGAACGAGUGUUCCGUUUUGUUGAAAAGGAAUUGAAAAUACCACAGGACUGGAAUAAUUUGGGCGUAGCAGCUGUUGUGUGGGAUGCGGCUAUUGUUCUCUGUGAAUACUUGGAGACAGGAAAUGUAGUUUUGGAGCAUAAGAAAGUUAUAGAACUUGGAGCUGGAUCUGGUUUAGUUGGUAUUGUAGCCACAUUACUAGGGGCCCAAACCAUCAUAACCGAUCAGGAGAAAGCACUUCCAUAUUUGACUAAAGCUGUGAGGAACAAUCUGCCAGACAAUUUUAAAGACAAAUAUAAAGUUCAGGCCCUGGAUUGGCGAGGAGAUUUAGAGACCUACACAGAAACUUUUGAUGUAAUCCUGGGUGCUGAUAUUAUAUACAUUGAGGAUACCUUUCCUGAUUUGCUGAGAACUAUUAUACACUUAAAUGUGGGCUUGAGACGGUUAUUGUGUGGAAGUAUGAAGGAAAAUUGAGUCCCCAGAAAAAAAACCACGCAUCUGAGAGGGUGCUGGUGGAUAAGCAGACAGAGACACAGAACCUUGCAUCAUACCAUUAUACAACUCGUCUAUGAUGGCUGAAUCAAGUUUGGAUAUCCUAGCCUUAUUAGUAUUGUUUCUAUCUUGAUUUGUGCCUACCAAAUAACCAGUGUAAGUUUCAUGUAUGACCUUGAAAAAACUGUAGGGUUCUUCCUGUUGAUGAUCCCCGUCUAUAAUUACUGUUUUUAUCUGAUCUACAAUGUGUUGACAGACAGACACACCGCACCAUACCAUAAAACAACCCAGUCUAUGGUGAGUGUAUAAUAAUCAAUUUACAUUUACCAUGAUCCUUUGGGUCCCAUAUAAACAAAUCUGUAAUCAUCUUUGUCAGUUUUUGUGUCCCAGAACUCAUUCAACCAAUCUGAUGAGAAGCCACAAGGAAUCUCGUAUGCUUUAU
This is a messenger RNA of Ostrea edulis (European flat oyster), 1128 nucleotides long. Its product is annotated as protein N-lysine methyltransferase METTL21A-like. Gene Ontology annotation, biological process: peptidyl-lysine methylation. The record is from RefSeq and is a predicted model, not a curated record. Gene Ontology annotation, molecular function: protein-lysine N-methyltransferase activity. The coding region runs from base 12 to 668 and encodes 218 amino acids. Gene Ontology annotation, cellular component: cytosol; cytoplasm. The transcript has 5 exons. Lineage: Eukaryota; Metazoa; Mollusca; Bivalvia; Ostreida; Ostreidae.